Messenger RNA from Mizuhopecten yessoensis (Yesso scallop), 1574 nucleotides. RefSeq names its product pancreatic lipase-related protein 2-like. The coding region runs from base 67 to 1524 and encodes 485 amino acids. The record is from RefSeq and is a predicted model, not a curated record. Gene Ontology annotation, molecular function: triacylglycerol lipase activity; protein binding. The transcript has 9 exons. NCBI's taxonomy places the organism in Eukaryota, Metazoa, Mollusca, Bivalvia, Pectinida, Pectinidae. Gene Ontology annotation, biological process: lipid metabolic process.
GAGAUAGUGUCACUACCACACCUUAUACAAGUAUCGGUCUGUCGUCGUCAGCCUUAACGUGCCAACAUGAAGCCUGCGGUUGUCUUUCUGUUCUUCUUCCUCACAGCCUGCUAUGGGUUUAUCUUGGACAGUGUUACCAAUAGGAAGGUUUGUUAUGGAGAACUUGGCUGCUUCACAACAGACGCGCCAUUCAAUGGUCUCCAACGGCCGAUCACUGUAGUGCCAGCCUCACCUGAUGUCAUUAAAACCCAGUUUCUCUUGUACACCAGAGACAGCCCUACGACGGCCGACGAGCAGGUGCUAUUGUACUCCGACGCGUCGACCAUACUCUCGUCCAUGUACAGCGGUAGCAGACCAACCGCGUUCAUCGUUCAUGGCUUCACACACCACGGUCACCGCCAGUGGAUCCUAAAUAUGAAACAAGCCCUCCUGAAGAAGAGGAAUAUUAACCUAAUUGUGGUUGACUGGGGACAUGGGGCGGGUAUCCCCUAUGCACAAGCCACCGCCAAUACAAGGGUAGUUGGUGCAGAAACUGGCAUGCUAAUCAAUCAACUCAUCAGUGUCACCAACACAUCUGCAGCAGACGUACACGUCAUUGGCCAUAGUCUCGGGGCCCACAUCGCGGGGUACGCUGGGGACAGGGUGCAACACCUGGGACGGAUUACAGGUCUUGACCCCGCCGACCCCUACUUCCAAGGAGGCGAUCCAAUCAUUCGACUAGAUGCUACGGAUGCCGACUUCGUUGACGUCAUACACACCGACGCCUCCAGUAUUUUGGAGCUCGGAAUGGGGUCCAUUCAACAGAUGGGUCACGUGGACUUCUACCCCAAUGGCGGAAAGGACCAGCCCGGAUGUGACGCAGGCUUGCUGGGAAAGGUGUCCCACACUGUCUGGAACGCCGUCUCACAACUCGACCUCUAUGCUGGAGAAGCUACCGUCGCGUGCAGUCAUGAGCGCUCGUACGAACUGUUCACGGAGUCGAUUUCUAGUUCGUGCCCAUUCAAAGCGUAUCCUUGCACGAGCGCUGCUGAAUUUGACCUCGGUCACUGUCUGAGGUGUCAUGGCGACGAAUGCUCCGAAAUGGGUUACAAUUCUAUCAACUUCGCCGCACGGGGAUCUCUGUACCUUCAAACACAGGCUAACGCACCGUUCUGCAAUUACCACUACCAACUUAACGUGACGGGGAAGAAUAACAUGGAUGGUGUAGUGACUGCAGUACUGCAGGGUCAAAACGGCAACUCGAGCCCAAUCAAAUUGAUGACCGACAACGAGGUCCACACGCAGGGUCACACAAUCUCAAAGUUCAUCAAGAUAAAAGAGGAUAUCGGAGAGAUUGUGGCUGUAGCCAUGCAGUACGACAAAACGUCUAGCGUACUGACAGGCUGGGCGUAUCCAGAGGACUGGCUCCUAAUGGGGGUUUCCCUCAUGGACGGUUCUACCCAGCAAUUGUCGUCUUUCUGCGGCUAUGGUAAGACUGUGACCAACCAUAAAGCCAUCAGCAUGGGUCUUUCAGGCACCUGUUAGAGCAUACAACGUGUUACACUUCGACUACAAUAAACAUGUUCAUACUUUAA